Messenger RNA from Sphaeroforma arctica JP610, 881 nucleotides. RefSeq lists its product as hypothetical. Gene Ontology annotation, molecular function: acetate:proton symporter activity. Gene Ontology annotation, biological process: succinate transmembrane transport; acetate transmembrane transport. The record is from RefSeq and is a predicted model, not a curated record. NCBI's taxonomy places the organism in Eukaryota, Ichthyosporea, Ichthyophonida. The transcript is spliced from 2 exons. The coding region runs from base 75 to 731 and encodes 218 amino acids. Gene Ontology annotation, cellular component: plasma membrane.
GUACAGGUCCUCACUCCUUUAACAGCUUACACAACAACAGCUUACAGGUUACGAACAGCAUAAAUAACAUCAACAUGGCAUCGAAAGAAGAAGACCGCACAAGCGUGAACAUGAUAGAUACUCACACAGCCACACCACCAGUACAACAAGUGAUGAUGGUUCCUAAAGGUCCGGCUAAUGCUGGACCCAUUGGUCUCAUGGGCUUCGGUAUGACUACUGUAUUGCUGAACUUCUACAAUGCUGGUGUCGCGGAAUCAGGUACCGUUGGUCUCAUCGCGUGCUACGGUAUCUUUCACGGUGGACUCGCUCAGCUUUUGGCUGGCAUGUGGGAGAUUUCCGCCGGCAAAGUUUUUACCGGAACCGCUUUCACUACAUACGGCGCUUUCUGGAUGGGACUCGGUCUGUUUGAUGGGCUCAUCGUAACAGGGAAUCUAGCGCCAGGAGACAUCAGUGAAGGCAAGUGUAUCUGGCUGUGCAUCUGGGGUGUCUUCACCUUUUUGAUGUUCCUUGGCACAUUCCGAGCCAAUCGAACUGUACAGUUUGUAUUCCUGUCGCUGUCGUUGUUGUUCUUCCUGCUGGCGGGUGGCGUGUACAGUGAGGGAGUGCACAAGACUGCGGGUGUAGUGGGUAUCGCCUGUGGAGCCUCGGCCAUGUACCUUGGUUGGGCUGAGAUCAUGAAUGAGGUAUACCAGCGGGAUAUGGUUCCCAUUUUCAAGAUUAAAUGGGAGUAAAUAUUAGAUAAAUAACAUUUCAGAAGUAAUCUCAGGACGGCCUGUGGCUGUCGGCGAUCGUGCAUGCCCGAUGAGCGAGACUUCAAUUAAUAACGAUACAAUAGCUUUCAAGCAAUGAAGAAUACGAAAUUAAAUAAAUAUUAUUACCGA